AUGCCGACGAACACGUUUCAAUUCGAAACUUGCGAUGUCCAGUUUUGGAAGAACGAUAAUAGUGGCGAGGCGGAGCAGGCGAGAGCCACUGCUGCACAUGCCACGUGGCGACAGAGGAACGGGAGUACCCGACGGCGGCAGGUACGGCUUUAUAAUUGUGAUGAGCGUAAUCUAGACAAUUUGUACUGUAUUUUUGCAGUUGAUCACUUUUUUGUACGAUCACUCCUCGGCGUACUGUAGCCCUGGGAAGUUGGCGCUGAAAUGCACGCGCUGCAAACGUGACUCAACUUCAAAUCGCUACAGUAGUCCGGGGAGUGGUCGUGGAAAAAAAGUGACAAUUACAAAAUUAAAGUUCAUAUCUUGGUUAAUAUUUUUGUAGUUGACAGUGUUUUUGUACAACCACUCCCCGGGCUACUGUAAGUCUUUGAAGUUAACACUAGGCAAAGUCGCAUAAAUUUCAGCGCCAACUUCGAAGAGCUACAGUACUCUCAGAAGUGGUUGUACAAAAAAGUUGUCAACUACAAAACUGAAGUACUAAAUGUCAAGAUAUCAUAAAAUAACACCCACUGUCAGAAACUUGAGAGACGCCGAGAAAAAGUGGGAUUAACUAUUGUGACUUUUGAAACCGGAACUGUUUAGUCAUGGUCAUCGGGCCAGGAUUAGACCCGCCUAGGAUGCGUGGAAAAUGUAUGCAAAAUUGUUGACUCAUAAUAUCAAUCGAAAUUCCCAAAGGAUUAGGGUCAAUAUGAACCUUUUUUGUUCAAAAUUACCGAAAAAACCCCUUUAGGCCGCCCACGCAAUUCCGGAAGAAGUGGCCGUCUCAUCCGGACAGUAUUCUGUGGCCCAGGCACGUGGAAACGAGCAUUUGAGCGAUGUGCGACAAGAGAUUCAACGAACUUUCUACACAGUCGUCACGAAACCGCAAAGGUGAUUUUUCGCUUCGGGGUUACGGUAGUCAACAACUGCAAAGUGUGCAAACACCGCGACGCAAAAGUGCACAACUCGCAUCGUGUGUUACGCUUAAAAACAUUAAAAAUGUGGUGAAAGAGACGCAGCGAGCGGGCGGGCAUUGAGCGUUUUUUGUAAAGUUCGGCUCCGAGCGGCUCCGCGAUGAGCCAAUAUAUCUCUCUUAGUUAGAUGUCCGUCCACUCGGACCCACAAUAUCCGAUUUCAUCACUUUUUUGCGAAAAGUUGUCUUUAUUUUCUGAUUUUCCGUUCCGUGUUUGGUGCGCCGCGCGGUGUUCUGUACGCCCUCGCGGUCGCCCAACAGGUCGGGCAGUCAUGUCCGAGUGGUUAAGGAGAUUGACUCGAAAUCAAUUGGGCUUUGCCCGCGUAGGUUCGAAUCCUGCUGACUGCGAAGUGUAUUUUGCUUUUUUUUUGCCAGGUGCCAGGUGUUGAAUCAGAUCGGGCGUUCGUUGAAACUCGUCAGAAAUGUCAGAAAUGCAUAAGAAAAACGCUCACUUGCUCAUCGUUUUUCGGUGAUCAUGUUGAACCUGCCGUUUCGCAAUUAAAAGUAAAAGUCAAAUACACAGUCUUUUCGGCACUUGUGUGCGUGUCGGUGUCUUUCAUGUUUGUGCUCUAUCUCUCACACUUUUAUCUCUCUUUUUCGAGUACCGUACCUCUCCAAAAAGUUAGGAGGGCAGUUUCUAGACGUGUCUCGCCCGUCGGCGGCUCUCCGCGCGAUCCCCCGAUCACUUUCAUCAUCAAUCCAAGCGUCGGCAGUGCCGAAAACUGUCGAGAAUGAGAUAUGAGAUGCACUAAUUACUCGGCUAAUUAGCAUUUUCAUCAUAUUAUCCGGCCUUUUUCGAAAAAAUAAACAAUGGGCGCCAAGUGUUGUGCUCCAUCCAGCUGCAAAGUUCGGAAAAGGUAAGUGUAGGCCUAAAAAUUUUUGAGUGGAUAAUUGACGAUUAGUACUGUAUUUUUGCAGUUGACACUUUUUUUAUACGACCACUCCCUGAAGUACUGUAGCUCUUGGAAGUUGGCGCUGAAAUGCGCGCGCUGCAAACGGGCCGUAACUUCAAAGCGCUACAGUACUCCAGGAAGUGGUUGUAGACAAAAAGUGUCAACUAGAAAAUUAAAGUUCACAUUUCGAACUAAACUUUUUUAGUUGACACCUUUUUUAUACAACCACUCGCAAGCCCACUGUAGCUCUUGGAAGUUAAAGUUCAAAUAAAGAGAGCUUCCAGUCCGUUAGGAAAAUGGUUGUGAAAAAAAUCAAUAAAUCAUAUAUCGAUUUGCAGACUGCUCGACGAGUAUGAAGCGCAAGAAGUGUACGUGCCGAGCAGAAGCGUCUCUCAGGAUCCGGCGGAGACGGCACGCCGGAGGGACAGCACGGUUCGGGUGUCCGUUCGAUCGGAAGGAUCCGCCAAUGGACACAUUCGGACGGCGAACACGACUGCCGGGGCGUCAUUGACACUGCCACGUGUCAAAAAUCACACGAUCCGCGCGACGGACACGGUUCCGAUUGUGCGCGUUCCGCCGAGACCGUCGCCUUCUCGCGUCGAAACUUCGCAUGUUGUGUGAGUCGUUUUGAGCUACAGUAAAAGUUGUCAACUACAAAAAUAAAGUAUUAGAUGCCAAGAUUUUGCAAAAAAAAAAGUUUCUAAGACUCUUUGACUUUCAGCACCGGAUCGUUGAGCCGAAAACUGAACGACGUGUCCGGCCGAAGUGUGGUCCGCGACUCGCAAUCCGGACGGGCGAUGAUGGCAUCACGCGCGGGUAGUCAACCGCCCGCAAAAGUCACUUAUCAGUACAAGUAGGCGGAAGGGAUUACUGUCGUUUUAAUGGGGGUUUUUGUGUUUGUUUCAGGGUAGAUGCUUCGGAACGCCGCAUCGAGUACAGGUAUCACUCGGAGACGUUGCUCUAUGAUUUCGAAGAAACCACGUGAGUUGCUUUGUUUCGUUCAUUGAAAAACGAGAAGAGUUGGUUGCUUGGUUGCAAAACGUCAGUGAGCUAGUUGCAAAGUGUCCUAGGAAGAUGGAUAGUUUCGUUCAAAGUCUCGGAAAACCCGCAAAUCUCGCGGAUUUUGCGCUCCAAAAUCGGCAGAAAUUUGCGGGAAAUCCGGGGUGCACACAGCUGAACGAGUGUUACCGUACACCGUAAAACUACGGUAUUUUUUGGAAAAAUUUAAAUUUCUCGACAAUAUUUGAAAAUUUUCAAAUUUUUUGGGUAAAUUUUCACCGGUAUUUUUUGGAAAAAUUUAAAUUUCUUGAGAAUAUUUGCAAUUUUUUUCCAAUUUCUUGGGUAAAUUUUUCAACGGUAUUUUUUGAAAAAAUUUAAAUUUCUCUACAAUAUUUAAAAUUUUUCGCAUUUCUUGGGUAAAUUUUCAACGGUAUUUUUUGAAAAAAUUUAAAUUUCUCGACAAUAUUUGAAAUUUUUUUCAAAUUUCUUGGGUAAAUUUUUCAACGGUAUUUUUUUGGAAAAAAAUUUAAAUUUCUUGAGAAUAUUUGCAAUUUUUUUCAAAUUUCUUGAGUAAAUUUUUCAACGGUAUUUUUUUGGAAAAAAAUUUAAAUUUCUUGAGAAUAUUUGAAAAUUUUCAACGGUAUUUUUUGAAAAAAAAUUUAAAUUUCUCGAGAAUAUUUGCAAUUUUUCAACGGUAUUUUUCGAAAAAAUUUAAAUUUCUCAAGAAUAUUUGAAAUAUUUCAAAUUUCUUUGGUAAAUUUUCAAAAAAUCCCGUUGUUUUAUGGUGUACGGUAACACUCGUUCAGCUGUGCGCCCUCCCGGAUUUCCCGCAAUUUUCUGCCGACUUUGGACGGCAAAAUCCGCGAGAUUUGCUGCGUUUCCGAGACUUUGGACGCGGCGUUAGAGCUUCAAAAAUUUCGACCCGGGGCACUAGUUGCAAAGUGUGUCGCACCGGUUGCAAAACGUCCCCCCUCCCCUCCCGUACCACUUUUUUUUCUUGCAGAAAACGCGAACAACUCGAAACGUGGCAAAGCCAACACCGUGCUCCCGCGUCCGGAGCCACCGUAACGACAGUUCGAAAAACGAAAAGUCUUCAGGAGACGACAGAUCCGCUCCAAGGUACGCCCACCACUUUUUUUUUUGUUGGGUGCCCUUUGAAAAAGUGAUAUGACAAACUGACAACGCGAUUGAAAAAUUUAAAUGAAUGACCGAGUUCAAGUUAACGCUUCUUGCUGCUGCUGUUUGGGGCGAGCGCAGAGGAUAUAGUAGGAUAAGACAAAUAAAAAAGUGCGUGGGGGCGCCUGAGAGAGCGUCAAAGUCGGCGGAGACGGCAGACAACUCUUGUAGUAGAAAGGAAGUACACUUGUACAAUCGGACAUCCAAACAUCUCUCGCUUAUCUCCUCUAUCUCUUCUCUCCGACUACCGGUUUUUCGGUGGUUUUGUUGGGCUCCACAUUUUGUGUCUAACUUCUUUUGCUGGGGGGAUAUUUCACACUUGUAACUAGCCUACAAUCGUUUUAACACUCUCAAAACUGUUUUCUAACCACCUGUCGACUCAAGAUAAAGGUUUUCCCUCUGUCUUUCUCUUCUCUUUACCCUCUUUUGGGUAACAUCGUGUUUGGGAAUGUUGACAAUGUGCUGCUAAUCAGUACAUCACACAUACACACACUUUUAGCCUUACACGACACGUUUUCCACUCACCACGUUUCAUUUUCUCCUUACUAACCAACCUUGUCACCUUUUUUUUUGAAAAUCCCGGUUUUAUUCGUCUAAAAGUUGUGAAAAUUUGACACCAUACUCUUCAAACUGACAAAAAUCGAUUAGACAUGUCGGAAAAUUGAACUUGAGCAAAAAAUUUUCAAACUUCUAGCUCCACUCAGCUGAUUAGGGUUUUUUAUAGGAGCAAUAAGACAUUUUAGCGAUGUUAUAAGAUUCGGGUUGUUGUGAAAAUGUGAAAAGAAAAGACGAGGAAAGAGGGUGUGACAGGUGUGACAUUCUUGAACGGUCCCUGGCCCGGUCAUGUUGGGCUUUAGGGACCAACAUUUCAAAAAACCAAGUUGCAAUCGUCGACGGGCUGUGAAAAUUCGACACCAUGCUCUUAAAACGGACAAAAAUCGAUUGAACAUGUCGGAGAAUCGAACUUGCGCCAAAUAAUUUGACCCAAAUUUUCAAUUCCAAGCCAGUGAAAACUGUGAAAUGCACAUUUUAUGUUGAAGAUUAUCGACCACCAAAUAGUGUCCGAAAAAUGCAACACUUUUCACAUUCCACACCGAAAAUGUCCGUCUAUUGAUAGGUCUCCUCGUUGUGUGCGUUGAUAUAAUUGAUAACACACAUUUGUGCUCUCCUCCUCCUCCUCCUCCAAAAGGCGUCAUCAACACAAAAAAGGUGUGUGUGUGUGUGUGUGUAUGUACGAGCCACAAAGCGUAAAAUUAUUUGGAGUUUCAGUCAUCACACCUGACUUGUAGAGCAUUUUUUUGACGCCGCACUAUUUCUAUGCACCAUGUUCUUAAGCGUAAUGGUGAUUUUUUGCCUUAACUUCACACGUUUUAUUUUAGAAUUUCUUUGUAAGCAAAUUAUGAUCCGCUUAGAGUUAGACUCUCAAAUACAAUGAUGAUUUUAAUUUGGUACACCAGGAAAAAAGUAUCUUUUCUUAUGACCCUGUUGUAAAUUAAUGUAUUGCUCGGAAAUAGUGUCAUAACUUGCGAAUACGAGAUUUUUGAGCGAAACGUCCAAUUACAAAGUUGUUUAGCGUAAAAUUUUCUGAAAAUUAUCAGUUUAUCACUUUUUGAGAUAACUAUUGGUUCUCGAGAUACAGGCCUUCAAAGCUAGACGAUGAGUAGAAUAGUGUGACAGAGAAAAAUCGAUAAAAUUAAUUCUCUUGAAAUAUUCGCUUUGAAAAAAAAGUUAGUUAGUAAGUUAGUAGGACCACCCAAAGGACCCAGGUGGUCAUUCAAUUUUACUCAUUUUCAACAGCCCUCUCAUCUUUUUUUCGAAAAACUUUUCUUCAUCCUAACCCUCUUGUCUAUUUUAAUCAUAAUUCGAAUGUGACUACUAUCCAGUACUAACAUGGACUCGCAACGACGUCUUCCGCGAAUUUAUCACGAUUUCGAGGAGGACGACGAUGCGGAUUUCCGGUCGAGCACGUGGAAUUUCAUUGAAAAUUCGUCGCGACGAUCCGAGAGUUUUGUGGGAACGCCGUCGCGGCCCGACAUUUUGGGCGGUCGCGGAAUUUCGAAUGGUCUCGAGACGACAACGGGCUUCAGAGAGCUGCCGAGCACGUAUGUGUGACUAACAAAUCGACUUGUAUUCUUGAACUUUUUUUCGCAUUUUUCUUGCACUCUAUUAGCCGACUAGUAGCAUUUAGGCCGGUGAGUGCGACACGCACAGCAUCCACAUAUCAGUUUCACUACGUGACACGACGCGUGAGCACCGGAGCCCGACACACGACCGUCGAGCUCGAGCACAGUGCUCGCGAUUUGCCCAACGAGAACGAACAUCGGGUGGAGGUGAGAAAAAUAUAUGUAAAAUCGAUUAAAAAAAAAUUGAAGAACUUGCCACGUUCGAAUUGAUAGACAAACGCGUGUUAUGGGGCUAUUCAGCGCACGGUCUCCCACGGCGGCGCGAAUGAUUUCAAUGGGGCGCACUUGCAACAUCCGGGCUGUGUCGAUUUACGCGGCGGCGGCCGAUUAAUAAAUUUUCAACGAGAGGCCGCGUUCUUUCCAUGUUUUCUGUACAAUACACCUAUUUUUUGUACGCCUGGAACCUGGAUUCGAAUAAUUAGAGCACUAGCUACGUUUUGGUAACAGAAAUCUCGCAUAUCGUUGAGAAUUAGCCGAGUUAUUUCGAUUUGAAGGUUUUGGCCUGGAUUUUGAUGUUUUUCGAAUAGUUUUCGCGAAAACUGCUCAAGAAAACCAACCGCCGGAACCUGAAUUUUGUGAAGAAAGAUUCCGCGAACAUUUUUAUCGUUCGUUGGGCUCAUGAAAUGUAAAAUAAGAUGAAAUAUAAAGGUUUGAAGUUUUGACGAAAUGCGAAAAAGCCGCUAAAAACAUGAAAAACUCUAAAUUCUGUAAAGAACGGUUUCCAAUCAGUAAAAUAUUGUUUUCUAGACGUUUUUCAAGUCAAAAAGAUAGAAAUAAGGGUCGUAAACGCGAAUUGAACUGCAUUUUUAGACGUGCAAAUUUUUAAAAGUUACAACGACACUCCGCAAUUUACGAGCGCACUGUGUUUCGCAUUAGCGCCCUGGGAGACCGUGCAUCGCUGAAUUCGAUUUUUUGACGUAAAAAAACGAAAAAAAAAACGGAAAGCAAUCAUUUUUAUCACAGCCUGAAUAACCCCAUUAGUCACUUGACAAAUCGUGCGUAAACUUUUAGCGUGAAAUCCCGGUGCAGAUGGUGGUGGGAAAUGGCACCGGCUACUCUCGAUACUCUCUAGCCGCCGACGUCGUCCAGCGAUGCUCGACGGGCGGCAUCUCGCCCCAACAGCGUCUUUCCAGCUACUCACUGCACAGCAUUGUCGGUAAGCGCUUGAACUCGGUCAUUUUUCGGGUCAAAAUAUUGGGGUUGUUUGAAAAAAUUUGAAAAAAGGGCGGUUGUCAGUGUCGGUCACAAAAAUGAGGGAAAAUCGGUCAAAACGUUGGGCUUUUCCGAAAACGAACAGUUAACGCAACGUGUAUGCAAAAAAUGUGCAUAAACAACCAUUGUUCCCAUUCAUAAAAAUAGACGUUUAUGCCGUUUUUUCGCCCUUCCCGCUCAACUUGUCUACACACGCUUAUUUGUUGGAAACUCUGCAAUCCGCUUGUCAAGCAAGCAACACUUUUUCGCAGUUUUUCCACAAACACAAAGAGGGGGGCCACCCGGGCGACGCGUGCCGUACGCAACGAAAAAUAAUCCGUUCCGCACACACGCGAGUGCACGGAAACUUCUGGAAACUGGUGGCACCGCUCAUUUCGCUCAUUUUCCAAAUGCCAAAGUAGCCGAAUUGCUGGCUGACUUUUUCUUUUUUUUUGUUGUUGUUGUUGAAGAGCUGAACGAAAUAGGUGAUUCUCACGUUGUUUUGUCCGAAUUCGCGCUCUUUAAUAUAUUUUCAGUGCACGCUUUUGAAAGUCGGGUGCAAAGCGUCCGGUUGGCGCGCGCGUUUUCAGUAGAAAUCAAAAUUUCACAAGCAUCCGAGCGGCAUUUUUGUUUCGCUUCUCGCCUCAUUUACAUGUACAUAUCAUGAUAAUUCACGAGAAUUCUCUGUCCAUUGCGUACAAUUGGUACUUUUCAUUUGCGUAAACGGAUUAUCGCCUCCUCCUUCUUUUCCGUUCAGCUUGACCUUCCGCGUCCCUCCUGCGCGCGCACGCGUAUAUAACUUUGACUGUCUGUGCGACUUUGACUGUCUUGUUGUCUAUAUUAUCUGUGAAUAUUUAUUUAUAUUACUAGCCAGUCAGUGUCACCUCCCGCUUUCGCAUACGAGCCGUCGUUUCGUUCUUUUCGCACCUUUUCGCUACUGUAAAUUGUAUUUUAGACGGAAUUUUUUAUAGUUUUCGGGAGAGAAACUCAUUUUUGUGAUUUUUCGUUGCAAAAGUGUCGAAAGAACAGAGAUUUAGACGGAAUGAGUCAGACUUUUGCCGCAAAAAAAGAGAGAGAACAUUUUUGACAAUUUCUUGCCUGUUGACUCAUAAAAUCUCGUCUUUGAGCAGUAUUUCAACAUAAAGCACACAUUUCAAACGCUUCACUUGCUUUUUUCUCUAUUUUCUGCUAAUUUUCAACCAACAAUCUGACUUUUUUGUGAUUUUUAGCUGAAAAAUCUGAAAAACUUGUUUUUGGAUUACGGUAGAAGUGGAAACUGUGCAAAACACCGUCACGUCAGAUUGCAUACGUUAGCCGCAGCUUCAAAUUUUUCAGCCAAGAACUUGUUUUUCUUCCAAUUUCGUGCUGAAAAUGGCAACAUUUCUCAUUUUUCGAUUGUUCCGCUCGUAUUCUUGAUGUUUCCAUGUAAAAAAUGUGCACAAAAUCCAGGGAGAGAGAGAGAGAGCUUACGUGAAAACGCGUUUUUUGAAAACCUCGAAAGUUCCUGAUUUUUUGCUCUAUUUUCUCGAAAAUCAUUCUAAAAUGUAAGUAACUCAAAAUUUUCCAUAGUUUUCCUUCAAAAAGCAACAAAAUCUGUACGCGAUUACAUAGGUUUUCUCAUUUUUUAAAUCCAAUUUAUCGCAAAAAGCGGCCACCGAAGUGUCAGUGCUCUGGCAGCAAGAAACAACUGACCCCUCUUUCUGUUGAAUCAUCAACAUCAAUAACCUUUCGGACCCGGAUUUUCUGUCGAAAACGAAGAAGAAAUCCGGGUGAAUCAUCCCUCGUCACACCAUUUUAUCGGUGAUCCGGGCGGCGGCGACGGGCGGGUGUUCGAAUUGAAAAGUGGCGGAUUGCUUGACCGCCUGCGUCUCCGCUCACCACUUUUUCUGUGUUCGCAGCCGUUUCUGCUGCGUACCAGGCCCAAACAGCAGUAGACCGUGAGGCUGAUGGCCAGGUCAACGCUCCCUUCUCUCUCUCUCUCUCUCUCUUUCCCUCUUCUUCCCUCUUUUUCCUCCUCAGCCGCUAAGGACGCGGCUUUUUCCGGCGAUUGCGCAAUGCAACAUUUUCAAAUUUCGCUCCUCGUCUAUCCUUUUCAUUUGUUUUUAAUGCUUCCCCCCAUCCUUUGCUCGUUUCAGUGAGAAAAACAAGAACUGUCACGAGAACAGAAGGAGCCCCUAAUAAUCAUAGGAAUUUGAUAUUAGUGGUCUCCUAAAUGGUUGGCGAGAGGUAUCGUAGUCAGCAGCCGUCGGGCGCAUCCGCCGACCCAUCGGACGCCUUCGAAAAAGAGGUGCUCGAUCAUUAUGAGCUCAACAGAGAAAAGUAUAAUGGUAAGCUUUGAAAAAUUUGGGUUUCUCACGAUGUUUACACUUAAAAUUGAGUUUCUUGCGAUUAGGAUAAUGGGCCUAGCCGUUCUAGGCCUUAAUUUUGAAAAUCUCGGCGAAAAACACUUGUAAUAACCAAACAUAGCCGUUUUCAUCUUGAAAAAAUUCAUUUUGGUCAUCUCCUUUAUUUUUUGACCUGCAACAAGCUUCUCAUGUCGUAAUUUUGAAAUUUUCUGUCAGAUUCUGUCUAAAUCAAGCGAUUUUUGCUCAGUCUCAUCGUUUCUAGAUCAUUUUUAGCCCUCACCUCGUGCGAAGCUCGUUUUCUCUUCGAUUUCUCCGAUUUCCGUCCCAUUUCGUCGGUUCUUUGCGUAAAUGCGCGCGUUCCUCCUCGUUCAUCAUCGAACUUUGCGAAUUGACAAAUUUACGGUCAUUUUUCAUAAAAGUUUUGACCUUCCUUUUCGACUUUUUCCUCCGGACCGAUUAAUCAGUGUCAUUUAACGAAUUCAAGGUUGAAAACACGAAAACACACACACACACACGCAUAUAUCUUGAUUAUGGGGCUAUUCAGCGUAUGUUUGUUUUCCGUUUUUUUCGUUUUUUUACAUCGCUGAAUUGAAUUUUUUGACGUAAAAAAACGAAAAAAACGGAAAACAAUCAUUUUUUUCACAGCCUGAAUAACCCCAUUAGAAAUCCGCCCGAUUACCAUCACUUUUUUUCUCCUCGAAAAACCGUUGCAAACGACGCGAUUCGAAUCGCAUUUUGGUGGUGGUGGCGAAUGGGUCACAAAGUUGACAAAUAUGACCACGCACGCGGAAAACCAAACAGAAACGGUCAAAGAAAUGUGACCCCUCUUCGCAUUACGCGUUCUCUCGGGCCCGAUUUUAUUAUAUAAAAGUGAGGGAGGCGCGUGUCUCAAGAUUCGCCCUCUUUGCGAUCAUUUACAAGUGAGACGGAACACGAGAGCUUACGGUUGAUCUAGAAUCUGGAAAUUUCUUUGAAAAUCGCAUUUUACACAAUCUUGACCUAUUUUUUUUAGUUCUAGUUUACAAAUUUCAAUGCGACAGCACCGAUUUUCACACAUUUCUCCAUCCAAGUUGUAAUUUGCACUUUGCAAUUUGAAAAUGAUACAUUUUGGGCCAAUUACAACGUUCGCCGCAAUCCCUCAAUUAUCCGGUCAUUUUCUCCUUUGUACCUGUAUUCGGCAACGAAAAAGUGUAGAAUUAGCCGCAAUGAAGCGAAUUGGAAGACUUUGAGAGAUUUGGAGGGGUUCUUGACGAGUCUGAAAGCUCGGAGAGUGGAUUAUUCGGUCAAAACAGCGAAAUGUUCUGCAAAACGUGUGAAUUUUGUGAAUUCUCGUGCUCCGUUUAUCUAAACGUGUAUUUGACUCGAUUCAGAUGUACUGUCGACCCAAAACUGUCAAGUAGAUUUAGUGGAGUGGACCGCACUAAUCCGAAAAGUGUCACGGUCUUUUUCUUCUUCUCUUUCUCUCUCUCCCGGUUCCGUUCUCGUCGAGAUCUGAUUUGAUAUGGUGGUGAACACGCACACACACUUGACUAUUGUAAUGUUCCGCAAAAGGACCGCCCAUGGUCACCUAAUCCAGGGAAUCAUCGCCCCUCUUCUGAAUUUCCGCUAUUGUGUGAGAAAUGGGUGAAUACACACACACGCACACACAAAAAGUUGCGAAAAAAGGCGAAAGGACAGUAGAAAUGGUCAUGAAUUGAGGCGGCAAACAAUGCUCAAGCUCUGAUUGUGUGUGUGUGCACAAACAUGAGCCCAUGUGUGUGUGUGUGUAGAAGAAGCAGGAAAAGGUGUUUGUUGAAGAGAGAAUGAAACUUGAGAAGAAGAAGACGGAGCGCUUUUUUUGCAGCGAAAGUUGCCAACUGGGGACCUGGAGGAGUUUCGAAGGAUUUUUGAGGGAAUUGAAAGCUUCUGGAUGCUUCUGGAUGCUUCUGGAGGGUUUUGAAAAAUUGUACAGAGAUUUUGAGUGAUUUGGAGGGUUUUUUCAAAUCUUUUUCAGGUGGAUUAAGGGGGAUCUGAAUGGAUUUUAUAAGUAUAAUGUAUUUCUUGCAGACGAGCGCGACAACAUUCAGAAGAAGACGUUUACCAAAUGGGUCAAUAAACACUUAACCAAGGUGAGAUUCUGGGAGAAGAAACAUUUUUGUAACUGAAAAGUACCUUUUUGUAUUUCCGCUGAAAGUUGUACUUAUCCCCCGAAAACAGUACAUUCCAAGUGUAACAAAAUUUUUUUCUGGUCGAAUUUAAGCUGAACCACAAAUGUUUGCACUUUUCUUACGCGGCUUUCGGAGCUCUGAAAAUAAUGUUUGUUACAUAAAGUUUGGGGAAAUUUAUUUCGGCCCAGACUUUUGGGCCACAUGUAAUGAUUCGAUCGGGUCCAAACUUUGCAGGAUUCUCGGGAUUGGAUUGAAGUACGUUGUAGCCAAGUUUCCGGCCGAUCGGAUCAUAGGGUCCCGAGAUAUACUGGUUUUGCGAAAACGGCGACCUUCUCGGCCUCCGAUCCACAUAUCUCGGGACCAGAUGAUCCGAUCCGUCUGAAAGUUGGAUCCAGUUUACUUCAAUCCAAGUCCUAGAUGCCUGCAAAGUUUGAAUCCGAUCGGAUCAUAGUCUAGGUCUCAAAAAGCCUUCAAAAACCGCGGGCCAAAAACUGGAGAAAAACUCUAAAAAAAUCAAUAAUUUCAGACGGGUCUCAAAGUCGACGAUCUUUUUGUGGAUCUUCGCGACGGAUAUGCACUGAUUGCGUUGUUGGAGGCGCUCACCGGCGAGAGAAUUGUAAGCAAUUGAGAAGUUUGACCGUGAAUGCUGGAAAAUACCACUUUUUUCAGCAAAAAGAGAAUGGAUACACGCGAUUUCAUCGCAUUCAAAACGUUCAGUAUUGCUUGGACUUUUUGAAGAGGAAAAAUGUGAGUUCUUGCGUGGAAUUUGAUGGAAGAAUGAGACGUUGAAUGGAAUGUUCCACUUCGGCUCUUUAUUCAAUUUUACAGAUCAAACUGGUGAACAUUCGACCCGAGGACAUUGUGGAGGGCAACGGAAAACUGACGCUCGGCCUCAUCUGGACGAUCAUUCUCAACUUCCAGGUCUCGGUGAUCCGUCAACGACUGUUGCUCGAGUCUCAGCACGAAAUGAUGAUGAGCUCGUCGGCGACGUCGACGACAAAUCGACAGAGUGUCUCACAGGUCAACCCUUUGUUCCGCCUAACUCAAAUUAGAAUAACCCUUCUGUUCUCGCACUUUUUAAGCAGAUUUUUCGUCGAAACCCCGCAGACUUUUGCUCUGUUUUGAGAAAUAUGGUCAAUCAGGUGAGCCCCUCAUAAACACACACACACAAACUCCCAUAAGUACGCUUUUCUAAGUUUCGCCCCCCAAUUUGAACCGAGUCGAGUGUUCUCCUGUUUUCAACGCUUCCAUAUCACUGCAAAGCCUAACAAAUCUGGAAUUUCGGACUUUUUUGAAGCUCAGUUGAAAAAUGAUGAUUCUUCGCUAUUUUGCCAGUUCCGCGCACUUUUGGACCAUGUGGAAAACUGAAAUUGUUUGAUUCGUCACCUUUGUGUACAUCCUCUUUUUCGUCUUUUCCUUCCUUUUCCCCGUUUGACAUUUGAGGAAAGAACUUCUUCUUCUUCCUCUGCCAACUUGUUCUCCGGCCACACCCACUUUUCCCUUUUGCUUAUUAUUAUUCAACGCCGACGCCCCGGAAAAAGUACACAAAUCAAGUGAAAUGAUCCUGAAAAUGAGGUGUGGCAAAUGGAAUGUUUCCGGAAACUUUGAACCCUAAAAUUUCGAAAUAAUUUAUGACUGGAAUCAGAGAGAAUUAAUGGGCCCCCUCUCGACGGCGGAAGGCGUGAGAAUCAGAAGAAACACAGCAGUUGGAAUUUUUGGGUGUGGCCCCUUUGCCGAUCUCUUCUUCUUCUUUUUCUUCGUCUCCCUUCUUUUUUCUACCUUUUCUCGACGUCGUCUACCUCUUCUCAACCUUCGACGUCCAAAAUGAGUGUGGGUUAGGUUGGACGCGCGAGACAAACGGUGAUUUUUAAUCAGUUGAGGGCGGAAUGGCGAUGGGAUGGGCAUCUCAUUGCGUUUCCGGAGAGAAACAAAGCGACGACGGAACUUUAGGUUUUUUGCGGCAUGAAAUUGAUCAGAGAUUGGAAUUUUGAACGAUUUGAGAGUACCUGGGAUUGUUUUGAAGAGUUGGAAACGAUUGUAAAGUAGACGAACUAGUUCUGAACCCUUCCGCUCACAAUGAAACAAUUUUCACCGAUCUAAACGACUCUGACACGUUUUGAGUAAACCUGAAACUCUUUUUCAGCCAUGGAGCGAUUUUUGACAAUAUAGAACAAAUCUGAAGAUCCCAAGACUGUUUUUGAAGAGUUGGAAGCUAUUCUGAAGUAUCCGGACUAA
Molecule: messenger RNA, 14178 nt
Organism: Caenorhabditis sp. 36 PRJEB53466
Lineage: Eukaryota; Metazoa; Nematoda; Chromadorea; Rhabditida; Rhabditidae
Source: the annotation of a GenBank genome assembly